This is a messenger RNA of Clonostachys byssicola, 687 nucleotides long. The record is from the annotation of a GenBank genome assembly. Lineage: Eukaryota; Fungi; Ascomycota; Sordariomycetes; Hypocreales; Bionectriaceae.
AUGACCGCGCUACGUUGGCCCUACGAGAUUUUGUCCAGGAUUCAGAAGGCCCAUCAGGCCAAGGCAGUUAGCUCGGUCUUCCGUCCUAGCCGCCAUCUUGGCCAACGGAACCAUGGACCAGCGCCACCUAAACUAACGAAUCAGCCUGGGGUAGUUCCCGAGAGCGAUAUCCGGUGUCCGGUUUUCGUCUUUAGCACCAACGGAAAGCCAAGAAUGAAUGUUACCGAGACCUCCCUACAGCAACCGCCCCUAGAGAUUGGGCCUCUUCCAAGACAGAACAUUUUGAAUAAUGCUGGACCCGUGCUGGAGACCAUUCUUCGCGCCACAUUGAGCAACGUGCUUCGUAUCGUUCGGGCCGCUCGUGGCAUCCUAAACCCGAACGACGGAACGACCAUGGCUGCUCUCAAGACGGCAUUUCCCGAGGUAUCAGCGGCGUACUUCGUGCCACACUACUACCUUCUUAAGCCUGAUCUCAACAACCCUAUCAAGAAGGUAUUGGACAACACAGUCGAAAUCCCGAUCCCUAAAAGAGCGGCAGAGGCCAAGACACUAUUCGAUACCUUGUGGACACCGGAUGCAAGCAGAAAAAUCAUCAACAUGGCCUACAGGAUAUACCAUUGGGUCAUUGCCGAAGAUGAUGAACUCAACUUCGCCGGUGGAGGCGUCUCGAUGGGGACGCUGCGCUGA